This is a messenger RNA of Colletes gigas, 2910 nucleotides long. It is a transcript of the gene hfw, whose product is annotated as protein halfway. NCBI's taxonomy places the organism in Eukaryota, Metazoa, Arthropoda, Insecta, Hymenoptera, Colletidae. Gene Ontology annotation, molecular function: protein binding. The coding region runs from base 229 to 1788 and encodes 519 amino acids. The record is from RefSeq and is a predicted model, not a curated record. The transcript has 8 exons.
UUUGUUGUAAUAUAUUAGUAUCGCGAUCGUUAUGCUGUUAUAUUUAAUGUGUAGCAAUAAAUAUUCGUAUGAAAACGUGAAUUUAAAAGAUUUAUUGCCGUUAAGUUUAAUUUAUCAAAAUUUCGACAAAUUCUUAAUUAUGUGUCUCAUUGUUUGUACAAGUUGAAUAUGUUCGAUUGCUAAAUAUACGAGGGUACGAGAAAAAAUAAAGUGUUGAGAAAUACAUAUAUGCAAUUAAUCCGUGCAAUUAAUAUUUCGUUUAAAAACAAAACCAGAAGAAAUAUGAUUAAAACAAUGCAGUGGUUUGCCAUAAUAAUGUGCUUAUAUGCAGGAGUGGCAAGCGCACGAACAGAAGAAGAUCAACAAACAUCCUCAUCGAUCUCGAUUACAGGAAUGUCUGGUGGUCUUUUGGACCAAUGUUUUCAUCAACAACCAUCCGAGUGUCCUAGCAUUGAGACAACUGGAUGUUCUUGCAAAAAGAUCAUCCUUGCUCCUAAUAAUCCUGAGGCCAAUGCUGUUCUUUGUUGUAAUCUGGACAGCAAAAACUUUGAGUCCGAGCUUUCUUGCGCAGGAUUUCCAUCAAAUAUAUCUUAUAUACAUAUAAGAAAUGCAACAUUAGAUGUAUUUAAUGUGAGUGAAAUUCGAUGGAGAAGAUUAAAGUCACUUGCAAUAACCGAUGGAAGAAUUAAUCGAGUGAAAGGACAAUUUCGGAUGAUGACACCAACAUUGUGUUUGAACCUUUCGAACAAUGCUCUCAUCGAAGUAGAAAAUAAUUCGCUUACUCGCUUGGUUCAACUUACUACUUUGGAUUUGUCUUACAACAAUCUUACACAUUUACCAGCCUUAAAUACAAUGAAUGGCCGUGAAUUCUGGUUGGACAUUUCAGGAACAAACACACUUUGGUGUCACGAUAUCUACGAAUAUAUUAAUAAAACAGGGGAGAAACAAAUUAAUUUCAAUCGCGAAAAUGAAACUGUAUGUUCAGCAAGUAAGACAUGGCACUGGUUCAAUACUACGGAACAAGUUCCUCUGAAACAAGUUCGAUACCUUAGUUUGUUACAAACAGAAUGCCCUAAGGGGGAUACAUGGCAAUGUCAAUGCAAUUUUGGAAGAUGGGAUAUUGCUGCAGGUAAACCACCAACUUUAGCGGUAAACGUGGAUUGCAGUGGAAUUCAAAUUACUGAAUUACCUGAAAAGUUACCUCGCAAUACCAUAACAUUGAAUGUGUCGUAUAAUAACAUUACUGCAUUGGACGAUCUUAGUACCAAUCCGUGUUACGAAGAUAUUAGAGAAUUUUAUGCCGAUUAUAAUAAUAUAUCGUCCAUAAAUAAACUGGAAGGUUCCAAAUUUUUAGAUAACUAUGCUCUACUUAGCCUGCGAUAUAAUAAAAUCAAAUCUCUUCCAACGUACAUUUUGAGCCAUAAUACACACGAUAAAAGUAUUAUCAGCUCGCGGUUGGUAAAACUUGGAGGAAAUGAGCUACAUUGCGAUUGCAAUACGGCUAAAUAUUUAAAGGUGUGGCUGCAAUCCCGCAUAUUAGAUUCAGACGAAGUGUUAUGCGAAAAUGUAAAAGAAAAAGUCGUUGAUUUAGAGCCAUCGAAGAUGUGCGUUUAUCCAGGUGAUUGGACAGAUUAUAUUUACUAUAUUAUUGCCACGGAAGUCGUACUUUUAAUAGGUCUGAUAGCUAAAGUAUCUUACGAUUAUUGGAUCUUCAAAACAGCAGGUUAUCUUCCAUGGCCAGCAAACAAAAUGCCAAAAUUACCUUGUGACUGGCUAUGCGAGACCUAGCGUUAUAUCGUUAAUCAUAUUUCACUGAAUCAUGCAAAACAAUAUCUUGACACUAUUUCUACAAAAUUGAACAUUGUUCAUUUUAUUAACACGUUCACUACGGCUCUAUCGAUGACUCAUUGUCAUCCGCACAAAGUAAAUUAUUAAGUAUUUACUCGUUCGUACUGAACCAUAAAACAAAUUAUAUACAAGUAGUCAUCGUCAAUCGUUUAUAACAAUACUGAGAUCUACCGAACGAAAUCAAGUGUUAUCGUGAAUGUGUUAAUAUUCUGUUAUAUACUAUAUCUCUUUCUAAGUGCCUUCCUAUAUGUACUAAACACGCGUGACCACAGAGAUCGACAGUAAUAUGCAACUGGAAUAUUAAAAUAAACAGCAAUAUUUUUUAUAUAAAUGAUUACUUAAACUAUAAAUUUGUUGCAUAUAGCUAUGUAAUUGCAAUUAUAGUAAGUUCUGUAUAUACGUGGUUAAUUUAUUCGGCAGCUCUGCGUGUAAAUCAAAUUUUAUAAAUACGAUGUAUUGCAGUGAAAACGAAAGAUCAGAAUUGGUUAAAGAAUAAUGUGAUGCCGUUAUUAAGGGAAAUGUAAACUGUGUACAGUAAUUUUUUAGUCGCAAAUUUUUGACCUAAUACGAUUAGCAAUUCCUGCCGAGGCUGAUGUUUCCCUCUCUACAAUGUUUACUAUAUAAUCAUUGUUAGAAUGUUAGAUGCAAUUAAAUAAAUCUAUACGUACUCUUUCAUGGAAAAAAAAUUGGAAAAAAGAAAACUUUAAUCAAUGCGUGACAUAAAAGACGUAAGUGAGAACAAACGCGCGUAUCUAUCGGUGUAAUUCAAGGAUACACUGUAUUUUGUACGUACACUGCGUGUAGGCCGCAACGAAGAUGGUUAACUGUUUAAAUUUGGAGAUUUUAAAUAGCAAUUUGAUUAAAUGUUAUUGCUUUUAAUAGGUUAGCGAACCUCUGUGCAUUUUAAGUUUUGACAAUAAUUAACAUUAUAAAAUUAUUUAUAAUUGUAAGUGUUGUUUAAGUAAUUUAAACUUUUAAUUAACGCUUUUAGUACUGUUCUAAAAGCUGUAGUACAAUUAUUUGCAAGCAAUAUUGUGACCACUCUUAAUUUAAAAUAAUUCA